Molecule: messenger RNA, 1850 nt
Organism: Mytilinidion resinicola
Lineage: Eukaryota; Fungi; Ascomycota; Dothideomycetes; Mytilinidiales; Mytilinidiaceae
Product: HET-domain-containing protein
Exons: 1
Coding region: 179-1771 (530 amino acids)
Source: RefSeq, a predicted model, not a curated record
CGUAAAGUCAUCAGAUUUCGCAUACAAUCAACUACGAUCUAUUCUCACCGAGAAAUCUUUGCAUUUGCACGUGGAACUUUGUUCUUUGCUCCGAUGCGUUUUACGCCGUUGACGCUUUCGCUACAAUCCGCCUAAAGCCCUCCUUUAGUGUUGGUACGUUGCUUACACGCAAGCUACUAUGAAUGAUUUUCAAUACGAACCGAUCGAUGUCAAGGGGCGUAAUUUUCGGUUACUGCGACUUUGUCAGGGCAAAGAGGGCAUCGAGUGCAAGCUCUUUCCAGCCCAGCUUCACGAUGAAGCCCCGCUCCACGAUGACGCCCCGCUCCACGAUGACGCCCCAACCUACGAGGCUUUGUCAUAUACAUGGGGCCCCAAUGAAAUGUCUGAAUCCAUAAAAGUAAAUGGGAAAGAGUUUGGUGUUACCGAAAACCUCUACCUUGCACUUCAGUACCUCCGUUCUGAAAAAUCAGACAGAACACUUUGGAUUGAUGCUAUUUGCAUUGACCAAAGCGACGAGAAAGAGCGAGGCCACCAAGUCCGACAGAUGGGGGGCAUCUACAAACAGGCUAAUAGAGUCAUCUUCUGGCUAGGCCCAGCGACGUACGAGACAAAUGUGGUUAUGGAUUCUCUGAAGUCUCUGCAGAACAAGGAUAACAAAGAGACGUCUAAAGACUGGAAAAUUGCGGACAAGCGUUGGAUGGACCCUUGGCUAGCAGUGCAGUCUGACCUAAGAAGGCAACAUCCAGGUCUGGAAACUCUGCAACGUGUGGGUAUGAAGUUCCUUUUCGAGAGACCUUGGUUCAAGAGGGUUUGGAUUUUGCAAGAAGUCGCCAAUGCCCGAGCUGCCUUAGUCUGUUGCGGCACCAAGUCUGUCUCAGCACGCAUCUUCGCCCUUGCGCCGUCGCUCAUAGAGGUGCAACCAGAGCCUCAUUGCCAAGCUGUCUUGAACAUGAUGCCAGGACUAAAUCAAGACGACUCUUGGUGGGGCAAGGAACCAAGUCUUUAUACUCUCUUGCUGCAAUUCAACGGAAGCAAAGCGAGUGACCCACGAGAUAUGAUAUAUGCCCUACUUGGUAUAUCUAAAGACGCAAGGAAUUCCGAUAUUCUGUAUGCAGACUAUACGAAGAACAUUGAGCAAGUUAUCCAAGACACUACUUCAUUCGUAUUCGACCUAUCCUACUCUCGCUACCGUACAAUGGAAGAUUUUCUACAAAAUCUUACGGAUUUAAACAAGAAGUCAAUCUACGAAGCUGCGCGUUUGAGUGAUGCGAAACGUGUGGCUGAAUUCUUGAAGAGACGAGGAAACGAGGUAAAUAUUACAGAAAGUGUACUCGAAGCCGCAACGUGGAAUAGGUCGAGCGGAAAAGAAGUAAUGGAGCUUCUUCUUCAGCAGCAAGGGGACGGGGUAAAGAUUACAGAAAGUGUACUCAAAGCCGCAGCAGAGAAUGAGUCGGGCGGAAAAGAAGUAAUGGAGCUUCUUCUUCAGCAGCGAGGGGAUAGGGUAAAGAUUACAGAAAGUGUACUCGAAGCCGCAGCGUGGCAGAGCGGAAAAGAAGUAAUGGAGCUUCUUCUUCAGCAGCGAGGGGACGGGGUAAAGAUUACAGAAAGUGUACUCAAAGUUGCAGCGCAGAAUAGGUCGAGCGGAAAAGAAGUAAUAGAGCUUCUUCUUCAGCAGCAAGGGGACGGGGUAAAGAUUACAGAAAGUGUACUUGAAGACGGAGAGCGGAUUUUGAGAAGGUAUAAUAUAUAUAUAUCUUCUUUUGCAGUCUAGAAGGUUAGACCUUUAAUCACAAUAAUAAUGACUUUCCGUUAGCUGCGCAAAGCCUUCAGCUCUAUGUAGCCCUGUUUCU